Messenger RNA from Xyrauchen texanus (razorback sucker), 2629 nucleotides. It is a transcript of the gene slc26a4, whose product is annotated as solute carrier family 26 member 4. Bases 202 to 2538 code for a protein of 778 amino acids. The transcript is spliced from 21 exons. Gene Ontology annotation, molecular function: bicarbonate transmembrane transporter activity; chloride transmembrane transporter activity; secondary active sulfate transmembrane transporter activity. Lineage: Eukaryota; Metazoa; Chordata; Actinopteri; Cypriniformes; Catostomidae. Gene Ontology annotation, cellular component: membrane. Gene Ontology annotation, biological process: transmembrane transport. The record is from RefSeq and is a predicted model, not a curated record.
UAAGAGAAGAGGAGAAGAGAUAUUACCUAUUUUGACUCUGAAAAUAUGCUUUUUUAAUGGAUGUCUGGCAUGCAUGCUCCCUUUCUUAAAUCUGAAAUUUCUUUCUGACAUCAGAAGGAGUUAGCUGGGACUGGGACUUAGAGAUACAAGGCUGCAAGCAUAACACACAGAGCACAAUUUAAACACAAAUCAGGAGUCGUGAUGGCUACGUGUCAUCAUGAAAAUGACUACCAUGUAUUACGACCUAUUUACUCAAACUGCGUCUUUGACGAAGUCAAUGAGAGACAAGCCCUAGAGGCCAGAAGUUUACAAGAACAGCUGAGCAGAACCUGUAGAUGCACUGAUAAGUGGGCCAUUCAAAAAAUGAAGGGGCUUCUCCCAAUCCUGGAUUGGUUUCCUAAAUAUCAAGUCAAGCAGUGGUUACUUAGUGAUAUCGUCUCUGGUGUCACCACAGGACUAGUAUGCUGUUUACAAGGUGUGGCCUAUGCAUUGCUGGUUUCUGUGGCACCAGUCUAUGGACUUUAUUCAGCAUUCUUUCCUAUCCUCACUUACUUUGUCCUGGGCACCUCCAGACACAUCUCUGUGGGUCCAUUCCCAGUCACAUGUCUGAUGGUGGGCUCUGUCGUUUUGACCUUUGCCCCUGAUGAGCACUUUCUGCGUCCAGUGAACAUGACAGGUGUGAAUGAAACAAUAACAGAAGAAACAUUAAUGGAGGUGGAUGUAGAGUCCCGAGAGGCCCAGAGAAUCAUGGUAGCUUGCACGAUGACAGUGUUGGUUGGAUUAUUCCAGGUGGCCAUGGGGCUGAUGCAGGUGGGCUUUCUAGUCCGAUAUCUGUCAGACCCCCUAGUAGGGGGCUUCACAACGGCUGCUGCCUUCCAUGUGUUCAUAUCCCAGAUUAAAACCGUCCUAUCCGUUCCAACCAACAACCACAAUGGAUUCUUCUCUUUUGCUUAUACUCUUAGUGAUGUAGGUAGGAACAUCAACCAAACAAACGUUGCAGAUCUAGUUGCUGGGUUACUGACAAUCUUCAUAGUUAUGGCUGUGAAAGAGAUCAACACAAAAUUUCAGCACAGGAUCCCAGUGCCCAUUCCAAUAGAAGUGAUUGUGACACUGAUAGCUUCAGCAAUCUCUCAUGUGAUGGACCUGAACUCCCAGUAUGGCGCCAACAUUGUGCACAGCCUUCCAAGGGGGUUUGCUCCGGCCCAGUCACCCGAUAUAGCACUUAUUGGAAAUAUUCUGGGUUCCAGUUUUUCGACAGCAGUGGUUGGUUAUGCAGUAGCAGUCUCAGUUGCCAAAGUCUAUGCAGCAAAACAUGACUACACAGUUGAUGGCAACCAGGAGCUGAUAGCUUUUGGUGUCAGCAACAUCUUCGGUGGAUGUUUCUCAAGCUUUGUGGCCAGCACUGCAUUGUCACGGACAGCAAUACAGGAGAGCACAGGGGGGAAGAGUCAGGUUGCUGGUAUAAUCUCAGCUGUGAUGGUGAUGAUUGUAAUCUUGGCCCUAGGGCCAUUUCUCCAGCCUCUACAGAAGUCAGUGCUGGCUGGCAUUGUUAUAGCCAAUCUGAAAGGCAUGUUCAUGCAGAUCUCUGAUGUGCUCGUACUCUGGAGACAGAACAGGACAGACUGUCUCAUCUGGAUAGCUACAUGCCUGGCAUCCAUCAUCCUUGGUUUAGAUGUGGGCCUGCUGGCUGGUCUGGUAUUUGAGAUGGGCACAGUGGUGGUCCGAACACAAUUCCCUUCCUGUUCAACCCUUGGAAAUGUCCAAGACACUAAUAUCUACAAAAACAUGAAAGAUUACAAAAAUAUUGCAGAAAUUCCUGGGAUAAAGAUUUUCAAAUGCAACUCACCCAUUUACUUCGCAAACAUUGACUACUUCAAAGAGAAGUUAAGAGAUGAGGUGGGUUUUGAUGCAGUACGGGUAUUCAAGAAAAGAAAUAAGGCCUUAAAGAAGAUUCACAAACUCAUUAAAAAGGGGAAAUUAAAGGUUUCAGAGGAUAGUUUAGUACCAGUGGCCUCAAUGGGUUUAGAUAACAAAGCCUUUGAGACUGAACAGAGUCCUGAGCUGGUGAAUGGGCCGGCUCAGCCAGACCCAGAGGUGAAGGUGCAGGUGGACUGGACAUCUGAGCUGCCUGUCAGUGUUUCAGUACCCAAAGUCCAUAUCCACAGCCUGGUGGUGGAUUUCUCCGCUGUCUCAUUCCUAGAUGUGGUAGCAGCCAAGUCUCUCAAACUGGUUGUAAAGGAAUUCCUACGAAUUGGAGUCAGUGUCUAUAUUGCAGGAUGUGAUGGUGAACUUGUCAGGAGAAUGGAGGCGCUGUCUUUCUUUGACGAAGAGGUUACAAGAGACAUACUCUUCCUUACUGUCCAUGACGCCAUUCUCUUCAUCCAACUGGAAACCAUCAGUAGAACUGCACAGGAUCCAUUAGCUGACAAGAUUUCUCAGUUGCAGGAUGACAAAGAAACGCUUCCUUUUACUGACAAUGAGGACCUGAUUGAGACCUAUGACAACCAGCACUUGGCUAUUCAUGGACUUUCAAACUGAGGAUAAACUUGAAUUCCUCUCUUUGGUUGGCUGGACUCACUGGGACAGAGAGACAGAGUCUUCCUCUUCAUCUGCUGAUUAUGAGUCAGGA